AUGGCGAUUAGCGUGGACGAAGCGAAGGCGAUAGCCGACAGGCUUGAGUCGCUAAUAAACGAUCCGCACGUCUCCGGUGCCGCCCUCGAUGAUGACACUCGGCGCAGGCUUCGCGAGGGGGGACUGAAGUUGUCGCUUUUGAUGGAGGCUCCUGGGGACACUAUCCACCGGAUCAGUAACACUCCAUUACAGCUUGCCAUUGAUCGCAUUGGAGUUGAGACUCAUCUGUUUGAGAUCAUGGCCGAAGCCGAGGGGUCCGUCUUCACCAAUGGAGAGCUCGCUAGCAAAACGAAUGUCGAUCCUGUUCUGAUGAAGAGGCUUUUACGCUAUUAUCAAUCGUGUGGAAUGCUGUCCCAGCCGAGUGACGACAGCUACAGCUCCAACAAUAUCACCAAAGCUCUUGCAUCGACUGGGGGUCAAUCCGGGAUCAACUACUUCUUCGAGAUGGUAUCUCCGUCAUUCAUGGCCUUCCCAAGCUUCCUCCGCGAGAACGGAUAUCGCAAUCCCACCGACCCCAACCACUGCCCUUGGCACCUAGGUCACCGCACCGAUCUAUCGCCAUUCCCUUGGCUGCAGACUCAUCCGGAGCACUUCGGAUACUUCCUCCCAUGGAUGGCUGCCUAG
Messenger RNA from Anthostomella pinea, 624 nucleotides. The record is from the annotation of a GenBank genome assembly. Lineage: Eukaryota; Fungi; Ascomycota; Sordariomycetes; Xylariales; Xylariaceae.